CCGAUCCAACAUCUCUUGCCUCAGGUGACGCUCUUUCCUGAUCUUCGUUAACCAGUCAGGACUCUUCUGUUUUGCCGGCGAAUAGUUUAAGUGGGGCGCAGCACCAUCUAUCACGUAAUUCGAACAAGUGCGGGAAAACGUAGAACAUAAUUUGGUAAUUCAUUGUGCGGUCAAAAAAGAAGAAGAGUUGAUGUCUAACCCUCGCAGAAAAAUCUGAAUAACUUUUUACUGUAAAUACAGAAAUACACUAAAUAAAUCCGAAAUGGUAUCCUUGUUCAAACUGACAUCGAAUUUGCGCAAAUUAGUACCCCAAGUAGCCCGACUGGACCUGCUGCGUGAAUCUAGUUACAAAGCGUCUCAUUUUCUGGAAGAUAUCGGAGAAAUUAAAACGCAGUACGAGGUAACCAACGACCCGGUCGAUUGGCAGUACGUGGUGAACGUGUUGCCAGUGACGGUGGUCCCGGAACCUGUAAAAAAAGACUUUUAUCCAUCAGGCUGGAAGCCGCCCCAUAACAAUCUCCACGACCGGCCUUACAUGGUUGAGAGGACAAAAAACCAUAUGAUCCCGGUUUAUUUAAAGGUUACGCGUGAAUGUAUUAGGCGACACACCAUUGUAAGGAGAAUAAAAGGUGAUAUUUGGUUACUUGAAAAAGAACUCAGGGAGUUUUUGAAAGAUCAAUCACCUAGGCCUCUUAGGUUACAAGUUAACGAAUUCUGCGGAUAUAUUCGAAUGAACGGCGAUUUCGUAAAUGCCAUUAAAUAUUUUUUGGAGCAAAAAGGCUAUUAACCUAGUUUUAGGCUGCGCAAUGUUUAAAAAAAUAAAAACCUUGUUUUAAAGAUGUAUAUACAUCAUUUUAUUAGUGUAGAU
Cylas formicarius (sweet potato weevil) is the source of this 868-nucleotide messenger RNA. RefSeq names its product large ribosomal subunit protein mL49 (gene mRpL49). Gene Ontology annotation, cellular component: ribosome; mitochondrial large ribosomal subunit. Bases 263 to 787 code for a protein of 174 amino acids. The transcript is spliced from 3 exons. The record is from RefSeq and is a predicted model, not a curated record. Gene Ontology annotation, molecular function: structural constituent of ribosome. Gene Ontology annotation, biological process: translation. NCBI's taxonomy places the organism in Eukaryota, Metazoa, Arthropoda, Insecta, Coleoptera, Brentidae.